Messenger RNA from Orbilia oligospora ATCC 24927, 813 nucleotides. RefSeq lists its product as uncharacterized. The record is from RefSeq and is a predicted model, not a curated record. Lineage: Eukaryota; Fungi; Ascomycota; Orbiliomycetes; Orbiliales; Orbiliaceae. The coding region runs from base 1 to 813 and encodes 270 amino acids. The transcript is spliced from 3 exons.
AUGGCCUUCUCAAAAAUACUAGCAGUUCUCGUCCUUUGCGUUUUGCACUUGUCUAUGCCCGCUGAGGCAAUGUCACAUAGGCAAAAAAUGCGUCUGAGAACCCGACAUCAACCGUUCAUGAAUCCUGCUAUGCAUUAUUACAACUCCACCGGACGUGACCCAACGGGCAAGGUGCCAGGGAACGCCGAUGACAUAGAUGUGCUCGACGUAGAAAUCGUCGACGGUCCAUACAACGCAACCCACUCCGGAUUGUCAAAACGACAUCCUGUUCCCUUGAUUCACAAGGAAACAAUUCUAUCAGUAUUCGGAUGGGAUGGCAGUUAUACCGAGGGCUUCCUCGGCUUUGCUGCAUUUUUUUCACAGAUUGUCGAACCACAGGUUCAAGAGGGUAAACUCGAGGUACCGCCCGGUUGUCGUCCCGUCUGGGCUUCUUGUCAGACGAAUGGUGCGUUUAAUGGGUUGGAAUACGUUGAGGUAUGCAAUUACGGAACUGACUCGCGAGUAAUUGAGAAAACGGAACUAUACCAGCGUAUCUGGGAUAUGAUCAUACCAAAGCUGUGGGAACUUGCUGGUACUAAAAGGUACCAUACGGUUAGAGAGGCAAUGAGACUCGAUCAAUCUAGAUGGGCUGGUCGCUUGGAAUGGGCUACCUCAUACCCUAGCAUUGCAAUUCUUUCCAGCUAUCUUAAGGCAUAUUCUUGGCCACAUAAUGAUCCAACUAUGGGUGUCGCGCUUUAUAAAGACCCUCCUGCCCGGAUCGAUGACAUGUAUCUUCAGAACACUUGGAAGUUGAAGUGUGGCGAAUUUGCUUGA